Hyaloscypha bicolor E is the source of this 898-nucleotide messenger RNA. RefSeq lists its product as uncharacterized. The coding region runs from base 145 to 606 and encodes 153 amino acids. Lineage: Eukaryota; Fungi; Ascomycota; Leotiomycetes; Helotiales; Hyaloscyphaceae. The record is from RefSeq and is a predicted model, not a curated record. The transcript is spliced from 3 exons.
CCCCCUUCAAAUUCCCUCCCCUCGUCUUUCAUCCCAUCUGCAUCAACACCACACACGCGCAUACACCGCACACACCGCACCUACCCACCUACCUCCGGCCUUCACUUCGCCCGUUCGUUGCGAUCGAGAUACAGAGAAGACACAAUGUCGACGAGAAAGAGAAAGCAGGACGAGGAGCUCGUUGCGCUGCCGAGCGACGAGAGCGAGGAGGAAGAGGAGUACGAGGACUCUGAUGUCGAGGAGAUCCUUGAUGAGGAUGAUGAGAGCGAGGAGGAAGAUGGGAGUAGUGAGGAGAUCGAGGAAGAAGAAGUCCCUCCCGCUAAGAAGCGCAAGACUGAGCAGCCUGCUGCCGUCCAAAAGCUUCCUGUCGCCAAAGUCGCAUCUAACGGCAAAGAUACCAAAGCCGCUCCAGCCGCCAAAGCUCCAGCCGCCAAAGACGUUUUAGAUGACGAGGAGGAAGAUUUUGAUGAGGAGGAAGAGGACGAGGAGGAAGACGAUGGAGCGCUGCCUGUUAAAAUGGCAAAGGCUGCUAAAGGCCGUGUCGAAGCGCUGGACGAUUUCGGGGAAGACGAUGAAAUCAGCGCAGUGGAAGACGAUGAGGACUGAUCGUACGGUCCUCAAAACAGUGCAUGGUGCAACGACAAACACGGGUCUCGGGAUGGAAAAGGAUAAGGCGCGGAGGGAUAUUUGCUGGAUAAUAAAUGGAAGGACUGGGAAGGAAGGAAAAGAGGGGAACAGGGGAGGAACAUCUUCUCCAUCUCACUGAUCUGGCAUUGGCACUGUAGACGUGGCUCUCUCCGGUUUCGCUCCUGUGAUUUUUGCUUUUUAGAUCUCCUAUGCAGUCCGCCUCUCCCCAUUAGUGCUCUAGUACUCUUAUCAAUAAAAGUUUCUGUCCUCC